CUUCUGAGGAAAGGACUGACAUCACCCAUUCAUUUGAUCAACAUAAUCACUCCGGAGAUGUCUUGCCUUAAAGUCCACACAGCUCUAGUGUAUAUCGGGGAGAUCUGGGUUGCAUCUUCUGAAGAAAGACGCAUUUUUGUUACUCCUCUAAACCUUAAGGGGAGUUUUUAGCUUUUGGUCAGCGAGUGGUUCCUGGAAAACAUCUGAAUCGUUUUAUAACCAAAAACAGCUGCCGCGCCAGUGUAUGUGUGUGUGCGUGACAGUGUGUAUGUGUGUGUUCAUCCGUAUGUGGAAGAGGGAGAGAGAGUGAGGGUAUCUGUUUGCAUCCCUUUCCAAAACGGAAAGAAAGAAAAAAGUUUGGUCGUCUUUUUCUCCCAGUAACUUUUUUUAGGCAUGAACGCCGAGACGUGCGUCUCAUACUGCGAUAUGACAUCCAUGGAUUCAUAUUAUAGCCCCUCUGCACCGCAAGGUAGGGAUCAUCCGACGAACCCGUUUAGGACAUUCCAAGUAAGUGACAACAAAUACAGCCCCACUUUCCUGCCAAACAAAGGUCAGGCUUACGGAGAAAAGUCUCGGAGCCCAUUCCAACAGGAGUGUCAGUCAUUGGAUGCCACCGCUGGAGAAGGCACCUUUAACAAAUACCACCUCUUCAUGCAGAGGUCUUCUUGCAAAACCCCCCCCGAAGGAGGCAAACUGCACCAAGAAAGCGGACACAACGGAGCGCUCAUUCCCUGCUAUGGUAAAGACAGCUCAGGACUGACAGACUCUGACCUGACCCCGAACUCUGACCCCUCUGGGAUGGACGGCAGCUACCUGAGUGUGAAGGAUCAAGGCGUGAAGGGCCCCUCGGACCGACCAGGCUCGGACAUGGCCGGCCCCAUGGACAAGGGCGAGGGUGAGAGCAACAAGGGCAAGAAGAGGCGUAACCGCACCACCUUCACCAGCUACCAACUGGAGGAGCUGGAGAAGGUCUUCCAGAAGACCCACUACCCAGAUGUGUACGCCCGUGAGCAGCUGGCCCUCCGGACUGACCUGACUGAGGCCCGGGUACAGGUGUGGUUCCAGAAUCGCAGAGCCAAAUGGAGGAAGAGGGAGCGCUUUGGUCAGAUGCAGCAGGUCAGGACACACUUCUCCACGGCGUACGAGCUGCCUCUUCUAGCCAGACCUGAGAACUAUGCACAGAUACAGAACCCAUCAUGGAUUGGUGGCGGCAGUGGAGCGUCUCCUGUACCAGGCUGUGUAGUGCCCUGUGACUCAGUCACAUCCUGUAUGACCCCUCACCCUCACCCUCACUCUGGCAGCGGCGUAUCUGACUUCCUGGGCGUCCCGAACCCUGGGGGUCACAUGGGACAGACACACAUGGGCAGCCUGUUUGGGGGUCCUGGCAUGGGGUCAGGGAUCAACGGGUACGAUCUGAACAGCAUGGACCCGGACCGCAAGUCCUCCAGCAUCGCUGCCUUGCGUAUGAAGGCCAAGGAGCACAGUGCAGCCAUCUCCUGGGCAACAUGAUGCCUCAACAGCAGCAGGACAGGGGCCUCUGGGAACCCCAUCACGUCCAAUCCAAGCCAAAGCAGAGAGGGGGGCCAGUCUGUGCUACUAUAACAGAAAUAUUGAUAAUCUAAAAUAAUGAUGAUGAUAAAAGCCAUAGCAAAUUGCUGAAGAGGAGAGAAAAGAGACUAACAAAUCUGGACAGUGCACUUCUUUAUUUUGUGUCUCUGAUGGGAGAGACCAGUGGACAUCAGAGAUGAACAACAGUCAGUCAGUCAGUGAGUCAGGUAGUUAAAGCAUGAGGUGAGAGGCAGGAAAUCAAGAAUCAGACCUAUCCUUAAAGAGACAAAUUAAUUGGUUGCUUGUUGGAAACAAUGUGCUGGUUAUACAGUAGCUAUAAACUAAAACACAACAAAAAUG
Molecule: messenger RNA, 1908 nt
Organism: Oncorhynchus keta (chum salmon)
Lineage: Eukaryota; Metazoa; Chordata; Actinopteri; Salmoniformes; Salmonidae
Product: homeobox protein aristaless-like 4
Exons: 4
Coding region: 394-1509 (371 amino acids)
Biological process (GO): regulation of transcription by RNA polymerase II
Molecular function (GO): RNA polymerase II transcription regulatory region sequence-specific DNA binding; DNA-binding transcription activator activity, RNA polymerase II-specific
Source: RefSeq, a predicted model, not a curated record